UUUCUUUCAUGUUGGUUCUGUCUUGCAAGUUGGUUUCGUAUUCAUCAUUUGACACUUAAAAUAACGUGUUACACAACCGUUCAUUUAAAUUAUUUCACGCGUCCUCCCAUAAUGACCAUUAUUUCCAUCAAUCCCUUGGCAAUUUUGUCCUUUGCCAUCUUAAUUUGUAUCCCCGAUUCGUACCCAUUUGUCCAAAAUAAUGGCAAACGGCUCAUCAAAGUCAAUGAAAUUGAGCCAGCAAAGUGGUUGAACCAAGAUGAAAUUAAUCUUCUGCUGGCAAAACACACCAAUUUCAUGGAUAUUACCAACCAUGAGUUUCCCACUUACGAGUUUUACUUUGCAAAACAUGAAUUUCCAGAAAGCCUCCGUUUACACUCCGCUAUUAAUUCCACCUUCAAAAACAUCAAUAUUUCCCGGAUGACCGCAUUUGUCGACACCUUUGACAAUUACACCAACCGGUACUACAACUCUCAAAGUGGGGUCGACGCCUCAAUCUGGCUCGCAUCUCAAGUAGCAGGCACGAUUAAUAAUAGCUCAUAUAACGCUUCCCGCGUCACGGUAGACAAAUUUAGACACAGUUGGGCGCAAAAUAGUGUCAUCGCUAAAAUUCUCGGGGCAGAUCCAGUCUUAAAGGAAGAAGUUGUCAUAUUUGGCGCACAUCUAGACUCCAUAAAUUCAAGAAGUCCGGCUCGUGGGGUUGCGCCAGGAUCAGAUGAUAACGCCAGCGGUUGCGUGACAUUGCUGGAAUCUCUGAGAAUUAUUUUGCAGUCUAAUUUUGUACCGAAGAGGUCGAUAGAAUUUCAUUUUUAUGCCGGCGAAGAGGUUGGUCUUCGAGGAUCGUUGGAUAUUGCGGAAUCCUACUAUAAAAAAGGGGUCAAGGUCGUCGCAAUGGUAAAUUACGAUAUAGUUGGAUACAACGCGGGGGAAAAUGAUAUUGGGUUUGUGACCGACUAUACGAGUAAAAAGCUGACCGAUUUUCUGAAAAUGGUGGUCAAGGAGUACUGCACGUAUGCAGUUGUUGACCACGUUUGUGGCUAUGGCUGCUCGGAUCACGCGUCGUUUAACAAGUAUAAAUUUCCGGCUGCCUGCGCCAGUGAAAACCCGAUAACUCCGUACAUGCAUGGGAAGAAUGAUACGAGUGAUAAGAUGAGUUUCGAGCAGGUGGGUGAGUUUGUUAAGAUGACGAUUGCGGCAGGGAUAGAAUUGGCGGAACUUGUGUAAAAAAUUAACUAAUUUUACCGGGCCUAUAUAAUUACUUCAAACUAAUUACGUAAAAUACACACUUCAACACUUUUUUAAGGCAAAUCGAAAUAAAUGCCAGUAAUCGUCAGUUAAAUUUAUUUGUAUGUACCACUUCAGGUUACGCAAUGUUUUUCGUAAAAAAAUUGUUUGGACGCCUAUAAAUACAUGAUUGGGUGUGGCUGCUUGUCGACAUACUUUACCUUGAUGGUUUAUGCAAUUUUAUUAAUGUCCUUAAAAUAAGCCACGCCGCGUAAUAUGUUUCUGCAAAAUGGGUUUGCCUAUUUAUCUUACAGUCUGAGGUACCCACUACUUGUAAUAUUUAUUUACUCGUCCGUAAUGUCAAGUUGAUAUGUAUAACACAUUUCGAUAACUUGCAUUCUACAUAUGUACAUAAACACUAGUGACAGUUUUAUGACAUUAAAGUCCGCUUGCACAAUUAAUUCAUACAAAUUUCACCAUGUUUUAAGCAUAAUCCGAAAUAAAAUAUGCAAUUACAAA
Folsomia candida is the source of this 1740-nucleotide messenger RNA. RefSeq names its product probable leucine aminopeptidase 1. The record is from RefSeq and is a predicted model, not a curated record. The coding region runs from base 112 to 1221 and encodes 369 amino acids. Gene Ontology annotation, molecular function: metalloexopeptidase activity. NCBI's taxonomy places the organism in Eukaryota, Metazoa, Arthropoda, Collembola, Entomobryomorpha, Isotomidae. The transcript is spliced from 2 exons. Gene Ontology annotation, biological process: proteolysis.